UAUCGCUGAGCCGCGUCAUCACAAAUCUCAAACAAACAUGGCGGCGCCCUGCGGCUGCUCAGCUCUCCUGGCUGGUUUAGCGCUGUUUGGGACGGUUUUAGCGGUGUUUUAUGCGGCGGACUCCGAUGUAGCAUGUCCCGCGGUGUGUCUGGCGGCCGUGGCCGGACUGCUGCUGACGUUGUGGGGCUUCAGGCUGCGGCGGCGGGACGGAGGGACGGAGCGACGGGUCUGUGUGCUGGUGCUCGGGGACAUCGGUCGCAGUCCUCGGAUGCAGUAUCACGCCUUGUCGCUGAGCAAACACGGAUAUCAGGUCACUUUUGUCGGGUUUUUAGACUCCAAACCUCAUCAGGACGUUCUGAACGAGGGGAAGAUUCAGAUUGUUCCCAUCGCGGAGGUGAAAGGAGUUCUAGUGGGACCCAAGAUCCUGACAUACGUGUCGAAGGUGUUUCUUCAGUCGCUGCAGCUUCUGUUUGUUCUGCUGACGAUGGAGCUGCAGUCUCAGAUUCUGAUGCAGAAUCCUCCUGGCCUGCCUGGCAUCGCCGUCGCCUGGUUCGUGUGCGUCCUCCGAGGCAGCCGAUUGGUCAUCGACUGGCACAACUACGGCUUCACCAUCAUGGCGCUGAGCCUCGGUCCGGCUCAUCCGGUGGUUCGACUCGCAAAGUGGUACGAACAUUUCUUCGGACCUUUGGCCACCAACAACCUGUGUGUCACCAACGCCAUGAAGGACGACCUGCAGAAAAACUGGGGCGUCAGGGCGACGACGCUUUACGACCGACCGCCGUCCAUCUUCAGAGAGACGCCGCUGAAGCUGCAGCACGAACUCUUCACGAGGCUGGCCGACGUUUAUCCUCACUUCCAGGACGCUGGGUCUGAGGAUGAGGAUGUGGAGGUGGAGAGGACAGUUUUCUCAGUCCGUGAUCCGGCCGACGGCACCGUGACGCUGAGGACGAAUCGACCGGCGCUUCUGAUCAGCAGCACCAGCUGGACGGAGGAUGAAGACUUUUCCAUCCUGCUGAAAGCUCUUGAAGAUUAUGAAGGUUUCGUUCAAGGAGGCGCUUCGUUGCCGUCUCUGGUCUGCGUGAUCACAGGUAAAGGUCCUCAGAAGGAGCAUUACAAGAAAAUCAUCGACACUCUGCGUCUGGAGCACGUUAAGAUCUGCACUCCCUGGCUGGAGGCCGAAGAUUAUCCUGUUUUAUUAGGUUCAGCAGAUCUGGGAGUUUGUCUCCAUAAGUCGUCCAGUGGACUCGAUCUGCCCAUGAAGGUGGUCGACAUGUUCGGCUGCUGCCUCCCCGUCUGCGCCAUCAGCUUCCACUGUUUACAUGAGCUGGUGAAACAUGAGGAGAACGGACUGAUCUUCAAAGACUCUGCAGAGCUAUCGCAGCAGUUAAAGUGUCUCCUGUCAGAGUUCCCCAGUUCAGAUGGUAAACUGGGAACCUUCAGGAAGAACCUCCGGACCAGCAGGGGGCAGCGCUGGGACGACAACUGGGACCAGAAUGUUCUGCCGCUGAUCAGCUCCAGAUGAAGCAAUCAGGGAAGCUGAUACAGAGAUAGCUUUAACCCAGUGGUAGUUGGUGGUACUGCAGCUAUAAAAAAAUACUGCAGAGUCGCCUGCAAAACUGUUCACUAGGUCGGUUCUGUGUAUAAAAUGUGCAGUCGAGCAAACAAACCUGAUGCAAAAGCAAAAGUAGGAAAAUAUUUCUGGCUCUUUGACCAUCUUUGAGUCCAGUUUUUAUUUAGACGUUUCCAUGAUGAACACCGAGGUCACAGCAGGAGGAUGAUUAAAGGACCAGCACUAAGGAUUUUUUGUUUGUUUGUUUUAAAGUUAAUACAUUUAAAUUGCAAAUAAACCCCCAAUACAUGUACAUUGGCCAUGAUGUGCAACAAUAUUUGGGUAAACACAACAACAAAAAAAAUAGAAAACAGGACCACCGUUAUAAAACAGAAUGGAAAACUAAUAAAAAACUACAACAAUGAAAUAUUUUAGACAAUACAAACAAAAUAGAUAACUCAAAACAAAAAACAUUUUAGAAAACCUAACAAAACUGAAAGAUCAUUUCAAAAGGAAAAUUUUAAAAAACAAAACAGAAAAUGCAACAUUUUGUGUUUACUGUUUUGUUUGUGCAAUAUUUGAAAUGUUUCGUGAAAUGUUAGAUUGUUUUGUUGUGUUUUUCUAUAAUGUUAUAUUUCGAACUUCAGGGCCACCGUCUAAAUCUUAUAAUUUUAGUUUCAUGUCUGCUUAAGUCUUUUCUUUUUUAGGAAGACGUGUGGAUUCAUGCUGAAAGUGAAACGUCUGAUAACUUCAGAUUCUUUACAGGAAACGAUGAUGAGAUUAAAAAAAAAAAAACUUCAGUGAACUUUCCAUCUUUUCAUUCCUGCAGCGUCACUUGAAUGUACAAAAGACACUUUGUUACGAUGUACAGCUGUAAAUAAAACCUUUAUUGUGUUAAA
Messenger RNA from Acanthochromis polyacanthus (spiny chromis), 2448 nucleotides. It is a transcript of the gene alg1, whose product is annotated as ALG1 chitobiosyldiphosphodolichol beta-mannosyltransferase. Gene Ontology annotation, cellular component: endoplasmic reticulum. The transcript has 13 exons. Bases 38 to 1522 code for a protein of 494 amino acids. Gene Ontology annotation, molecular function: mannosyltransferase activity. The record is from RefSeq and is a predicted model, not a curated record. NCBI's taxonomy places the organism in Eukaryota, Metazoa, Chordata, Actinopteri, Pomacentridae.